AUGGCUGACAAUUUUGUUCAACCGGCAAUUCCUCGCUUUGACGGCCACUAUGAUCAUUGGAGCAUGUUGAUGGAAAAUUUUUUGAGAUCCAAGGAGUACUGGCAAGUUGUCUCUGAAGGAAUUACUGAACCAGCAAUCGGCGCAGCAGUGACAGAUGGACAAAGAGUGGAGCUAGAAGCACAACGGUUGAAAGAUCUCAAGGCAAAGAAUUAUCUUUUCCAAGCUAUUGAUCGCACAAUCUUGGAGACUAUUCUUUGCAAGGACACUUCCAAGCAUAUUUGGGAGUCUAUGAAGAGAAAAUAUCAAGGCUCUACAAAGGCAAAGAGGCAGCAGCUUCAAUCACUUCAUACGGAGUUCGAAACACUUGGAAUGAAGACGAGAGAAUCGGUGUCAGAUUAUCUCACUCGGACAAUGGCAAUUGUGAACAAGAUGCGGAUCCACGGUGACAAGAUGGAGGACGUGACCGUAGUUGAAAAAAUACUACGAACGAUGACGCCAAAAUUUAAUUAUAUUGUUUAUUGUAUAGAAGAAGCUGAUAAUAUUGAUGAACUUUUGGUUGAUGAAUUGCAAGGUUCUUUGUUAGUUCAUGAUCACAAACUCAACCAAUGGGAGAAGGAGAAGGAAGAGUAA
Molecule: messenger RNA, 630 nt
Organism: Cannabis sativa
Lineage: Eukaryota; Viridiplantae; Streptophyta; Magnoliopsida; Rosales; Cannabaceae
Exons: 1
Coding region: 1-630 (209 amino acids)
Source: RefSeq, a predicted model, not a curated record